Molecule: messenger RNA, 6306 nt
Organism: Cottoperca gobio
Lineage: Eukaryota; Metazoa; Chordata; Actinopteri; Perciformes; Bovichtidae
Gene: col16a1
Product: collagen, type XVI, alpha 1
Exons: 68
Coding region: 277-5016 (1579 amino acids)
Source: RefSeq, a predicted model, not a curated record
GAGAGAGAGAGAGAGAGGGGAGGGGAAAAGUUGGACACGGACUAUCUUGCAGUCACUUUUUUCUUCUUUCCUUUCUCCGUGGGAGAAGCUUCAAGAAAAAAAAAAAGUCAACGGGACAAAAGACGCACUGGAUUAGGUCUGAUUUGCAUCGCUCCACAAGAUUUCCCUGGAUACAUACGCAUCUCUUUCCGGAUUAAUGUGGUCGCAAAUUUGUGGAUUUAUCAAUUGUUGAAGCUGGCGGCUGAGGUGACGCGAGGCGUUCGGUGGAGUGAAACCAUGUGGCUUCUCUGCUCCUCUCUGACUCUGUUGGCACUCAGCUUUGGAUCAUGUGACACGCUGAUAUCAGAGCAAGAUGAACAAUGCCCAUCCUUACAAGUGGAGGAGUGGAAGUUUCCGCAGACGACCAGGCACAAUAUUACAGGUUUCAAUCUGGUGAAGCGAUUCUCCCUGCUCAAGAAUAAAGAUGUCAAGAGGAUCCGUAACCCGCGAGGACCCGUCAUCCUCCGCCUGGGAAAGGCCGCGCUCCUGCUCCCUACCGAUCAGGUGUUUCCUCUUGGCCUGCCUGAGGAGUUCACUCUGAUCUUCACCCUGGCGUUAAAGAGGGCUGCCCUGAGAGACACCAUCUACCUCUUCCAGAUCUCUGAUCAGCAGGGAUACCCGCAGUUCUCUGUAGACCUCAACGGCCCUGAUGGCACCCUGUCCCUGCGCGCCAGGGGGGAAGACCCCGCAGCUGACCCGGCGAGCUGCGUUUUCACCGGGGAGGGGGUGGAAGCCCUGAUGGACUUGAGCUGGCACAAGGUGGCCCUCAGCGUGCAACAGGGAGCCGCCUCGCUCUACGUCGAUUGCAACUCCAUUGAGACCAAACCCCUGGAGCCCCGUGGAGCUCUGCCCGCUGACGGACACACUCUGAUGGGCGUUCGGGCUUCAGAUGCUGGGCCUGUGCAGAUGGACAUUCAGCAGGUGACGCUGUAUUGCGAUCCCUCCCUAGCUACUCAGGAGGCCUGCUGCGAGAUACCUGGAGCACGGUGCCCACCAGACGCUCCCAAGAGCCGCCGUGCUGCUGAGUAUGACCUGUUGGAAAACACUUUUAACCAGGAGAUUUUUGCAUCAAAGGAUCUGGCAGAGAAAGGUGAUGGCUGUUCUGGCUCCCAUUCAGGUCCAUGCACAGAGGGACCCAAGGGCCAGAAGGGAGAGAGAGGCGAGCUGGCGUCGCCUGCCAACUGGGGCGAAGCAGCAGGGUACAAGGGAGAAAAAGGUCAGAAGGGAGACUACGGUGCUCAGGGUCUCUCUGGUACUCCAGGGAAGGAUGGUCGAGCGGGGUCCAUCUGCGUCGUCGGACCCAAGGGACAGAAGGGUACCUCAGGUUUGGUGGGUCCUGAGGGUUUGGCUGGUGAGCCAGGGAAGCCUGGAUUUCCAGGCGCACGAGGAGUUGGAAAGCCAGGCCUACCAGGCCCUCCUGGUGGACCGGGUGGUGCGAAGGGAGCCACGGGAAACGCAGGAUCUCCGGGAGAAGAAGGACUGACGGGAGAUCCGGGGCCGAGAGGACCAGCGGGGUACAAAGGAGAGAAGGGUGACCCCUGCGAAGUGUGCCCCGUGCUGCCUGCAGACAUGGGAAACACAGUGGCUCUGCAAGGCAAGCCAGGCCCGAAAGGAGAGCCUGGAUUAGCGGGCGUAGGAGAGAGAGGACCGGCUGGGCGACUGGGUGCAGACGGCAAGGCAGGACAGAAGGGGGAAGCAGGUUCAGGUGGCAUCAAAGGAGAAAAGGGAGAGAAGUGUUCCGUGUGCCCCACCCUCGGAGAGUUACCCGCAAACAUCGACCCCGGUUUCCAGUCUCAAACCCUGAAGCAGAAGGGCGAGAAGGGGGAGAUCGGACUGAGUGGACAGCGAGGGGAGACAGGGAACGUAGGAUCUCCUGGACUUAGAGGAGAGCAGGGUAGCGCAGGCAGCAAAGGAGCUGAUGGUAAGCAGGGGAAGCACGGACCCGCGGGACCCGGUGGCUAUGACGGACAGAAAGGCACACAGGGCAAGCCUGGUCUUAGUAUUCCUGGCCUUAAGGGUGAGAAGGGCGAGUGUGGUCUGUGCCAGCCCGCCGAGGUCGGUAGCGGACCCGCCAGCUACAAAAUGCCUGACGGAACUAGAGGCAAGCAAGGCGAACCCGGCCUUCCAGGGCCGCCCGGACCUCCAGGUCUCGGAGCUGAUGGCAAACAGGGCCCACAAGGACUGGCUGGUACUAAAGGAGAAAAGGGUGAAGAAGGAGAUCAAGGAAAUGAUGGACGGGACGGAGCUGGCGGAGCCCCAGGACUACCUGGAGUGCCUGGUCAAGACGGACUAAUGGGCUUGAAGGGAGCGAAGGGUGAUGCUUGUACCAGCUGUCCUUCUAUGGGCACUACAACCGGUGAUGGUGUAGCAGUGCAAGGCCCCAAAGGAGAGAGAGGAGAGCCUGGUCCUGCCGGGCAAGGGAAGCAUGGAAGAAAUGGAAAACCCGGCUUACCAGGUGUGCAGGGGCCUGCUGGUCCCAAAGGACGCAAGGGAGGUGAUGGAGUCGCCGGAGUCAGCCUUCCAGGACCACAAGGUGAAGAGGGACCCAGAGGGCUCCAAGGACUUGUAGGACCUCCUGGAGCCAGAGGAUUGACUGGACCUGUUGGCCCUGCAGCGGAACAGGGCUCCAGAGGAGAAGUUGGGCUCCCAGGACCACAGGGGCCUCCGGGCAUUGGAGUACCAGGGCUCCCGGGUAGAGAUGCUUUCCCCGGGCCUCAAGGAGCUGAUGGCAGAAAUGGUUUUGAUGGAGCUAAGGGGGACAAGGGUGAACCUGGAGAGUGCAACUGCAUUAUCCCUGUGCACACGGGCAUUGGCGGACCUGGUGCUCCAGGAACUCCAAUAAACACAUGGCAGCCCGGGCCUCAGGGCCCAGCAGGACCUCCCGGCCCACCUGGCCCCCCAGGGCCUGAGGGAAUUAAUGGACUGAAAGGAAUACAGGGUAUCCCUGGAAACGACGGGAUACAGGGGAAACCGGGUUUACCUGGAUACAUCUACCCCACUGGACCACACCCACUGCCUCAAGACUCUGCUAGACAAGAUGGUGAUGAGCGCUGUGAAGGGAACUGUUCCCAAGGAGUUCCAGGAGUUCCAGGCACACCUAAUGUGGAGGGAGAGAAAAGAGAGCCGGGUAAGCCUGGCGUCACCCCGUUGGACAACUGUGACAAGUGUUUGGAGAGACUGCAGAGAGAGCAGGCGACACAAGCAGUGAAUGACCGACCGGGAACACCUGGAAUUCCAGGAACGCCUGGAUCACAAGGAAUGAGAGGAGAGCCAGGUUUAUCAGGAGAUAGAGGCGCAGCUGGAAUACAAGGACACAUGGGACCUCCUGGUUUCCCAGGUCCUCAGGGCCCCUCUGGUUUAUCUGGACAGCAGGGUGAGAUGGGAGCAGCCGGCCUCCAAGGGAUGAAGGGCGAGCAGGGCUCUCCGGGGACAUCCGGGUAUCCGGGAAGCAUGGGACCGCCUGGACUUCCUGGACUGAAGGCCGAACGUGGGAGCCCAGGAAGCAGCGGUCAGAAAGGAGAAACGGGUCCUCCUGGUAUCUCUGGGUACCAAGGACAAGCCGGCACACCGGGCAUUAAAGGAGACACGGGACCAGCAGGGCCUGUCGGUCCCAAAGCAGAACCGGGUUUCCAAGGACAACCAGGCUUCCCAGGACCACCAGGUGGACCAGGUCCUGCUGGAAAAAGUGGAAGGGAAGGGCUCUCCGGCCUCAAGGGUGAAAAAGGCAAUGAUGGUGCACAAGGCUCUCAGGGAUCAAGUGGACCCCCAGGCUCACCAGGCUCCCAUGGGCUGAUGGGCCCGCCUGGCAUUGAGGGAUUGGAUGGGAAAGAUGGGAAACCAGGGCUGCGGGGAGAGGCAGGCCCUACAGGCCCAGCAGCACCUCGAGGAAUUCCAGGAUUCAAAGGGAAAACUGGCCAUGCUGGCUUCCCUGGACAGAAGGGUGAAGCUGGACCUUCGGGUCCUCCUGGACCAUCAGGCAGGACGGGACACGAUGGUGAUCCUGGAACCCAAGGAGCUCCGGGCCGACCUGGAUCUUCCGGCCACGUUGGUUCUACAGGUCCAUCUGGUCCACCAGGACCUCCAGGUCCGUCAGGAUUGGGUAUCAAAGGAGAUAAGGGCCAAUCUGGUGAGAGGGGUCUUCCAGGGAUGGGAGGAGCCCCAGGACCACCCGGGCACCCAGGGCUCAUGGGAGAGCCAGGCAGCGAUGGUGCAGCUGGUAAAGAUGGAGCGGGCGGCCUACCAGGGGACAACGGGCAGUCAGGUCAAAAGGGUGAACCAGGAGCUGCAGGCCAGAGAGGUUCUCCAGGGGAGAGAGGUAGACCUGGGCUCCCCAGCGCUGGAGGUUACCACUCCAAGGAUGCGCAGCCAAUGACUGGCCCAGUCGGACCCAGAGGCGAGAGGGGUAGCUCGGGUUCAGAGGGCCCCCCAGGGGUUCCUGGACCUGCAGGGUCACCAGGAAAUGAUGCUGUAGUCAAUUAUGAUGAAGUCAAGAACUUCAUCCGACAGCAGGUCAUCAAGAUCUUUGAUGAGAGAAUGGCCUACUACAUGUCUCGCAUGCAGAUUCCAGUAGAGAUGGUGUCGUCCCCAGGUCGACCUGGGCCCCCAGGGAAAGACGGUACUCCAGGUAUUCCCGGGAACCAAGGGGGACCUGGAGUCCCAGGACAGAUCGGCAGACAAGGCCGGCCAGGAGGCCAAGGACCCUCUGGACCACGAGGACCACAUGGAGAAAAAGGAGAUAAGGGUGUUGGAGAGAUGGGAGAUGUUGGACCUCCAGGAGCGCCAGGUGUCCCCGGCCCGCAUGGCUAUGGUAAGAUGGGACCCCCAGGUUCCGUUGGCCAGCAGGGUGUUCCCGGGAUCUCAGGCUCUCCUGGGCAGCCUGGUUCAAAGGGGCACGAUGGCCGGUGUAACCCUGGAGACUGUAUGAGCCAUCAAGUAGAGUACAGCCCCAAGGGCCCACCUAUGAAAGGCCCCUGGUAGAGGACUGGAGGUGGAGUAGAGUGGCAGAGCAGAAGACAGGAAGCCAAAGACUGUGAUCCAAAGUUAUUAAAUCUGACCACAAGAUGAAAUCAAGAAGCUCCUUUGUUGUUGAAUUGUAUGAUCUGUACUGUAGUCCUGAGCAGCAAAAAAUAUCCACAAUGCAUUUCUAUGGCCCCGCUGGAAUGAGGCCUGCGAAGACACAACAGCAGCACAUUUUUAUUGCAUCAUUCUUUUCCCUAUGAAUGCCAAUUCAUUGCUAUAUUACUGCCUCUUUAUUCUCACUGUGUUUCACUCCUUUUGUACAUUUUCAAACAACCCAGGGGAGAUGACAAGAAUCACUAUUUGUAUUUUUAUUCUCCUUGAUUAAUUCUGGCCUCUUCUGGGCUUUUUUUUUUUUUCUCCAGUCUCUUCGUCUAAAUCUGUAGCAAGAGAAUACACACAAUUAUUGUAGCACUAUGCUUGCACCUCUCAUAUCUUUGUUCCCUCCUCACAGAAUCACAAUCAGAGUGCAUCCUAUGCAUUUCUAAUAGUCUGUCUCGGUGCUUGUGUUGUGAUACGUAUUUGAAUUUGACUUGUAAGAGAAUAUCCCCAGAAAACUAUUUCAGUUCUGUAGAAACAGAUGUCAAAAAAUUGCAUUCGUUCCCUUUUUGAUGGGUUGACUGUUUUGUAUAUAUUUAUAUUUAUAUAUAUAUAAUGGCUUUUUAUACUUUUUCAACAGAUAGGAAAGCAUACGCAUGGCUAGUGACUUAUUUUUCAUUGUCAAAAGCAACAAACAAAAAAAAAAGCCAAGGGGAUAUUUUUCUAAGGUCUAUAAGCUUUUAAAUUGAAUAAUGUGUUAAAAAACAUAAUUAUUUCAUGCGUUUACACAAGAGAGCAUAUUGGAUUUUAUAAAAUGAUGAUGGUAAAGUUCCUUUUGUGUCAUUUUAACUAGUAUUUUUGGAAAUAUAGCCAUUGUUAAGCAUCCCAGAUCAUGUUGUGUCCCCAAGUAGCUGUAAUAGCGGUCCGUCUGCUUCGACAGCAUUUGAUUAAGAACAUAUUAGCCAUUAUUGAGCCCAUUUAGCACAGGUACUGUGAUGCAACACACUGAGCAUGGCCACCAAGCACAACCACACAAGGAAAUUAUUCUGAAAAGCGUCACACGUUACAUAUUUUGGGUGUUUUUCUCCUCAUCUCCAUAGUUACAUCUGCAGAUUAAACUUUGAGCCGUGGUCAGACUUGUGUUUCUCUUGUACAAACUAACCCACGGGAGCUGUUAAAAGUUAAUACUGAAUUAAAUUGCUUUUCAAAGAC